AUGCCAUCACAACUGGAAGGUGCAAUGGAUACCUUAAUCAGAGUCUUUCAUCAUUACUCUGCUAAAGAAGGGGACAAAUACAAACUCAAUAAAGGAGAACUCAAACAACUUCUCACCAGUGAACUUACUGAUUUCCUUGCGUGUCAAAAGGAUCCCCAGCUGGUUGAUAAGAUCAUGCACGAUCUUGAUAUUAACAGAGAUAAUGAAGUGGAUUUUAAUGAAUAUGUGGUCUUGGUCGCUGCUUUGACUGUUGCGUGCAACGAUUUCUUUGAGGAGCAAAUGAGGAAAAAAGGAGAAUAGGAAUGGCCAGAACUACCUUUUCGACGUGAUGGGAGAAAAUAACUUCAGCUGAAGUAGAUUUCAUCUCUUCUGUUCCCCCAUUCCCCUUGGUAUUGAUGUUUGGCAUUCUCUUCUCUUCUAAUAAUAUAUAUUUUCUCAACAAUAUUGUCAUUUUUUCCUUUUAUAUCAGUGCAUGUAAACAGCUUAUUCAUAAGUGAAGUGCAUUGGUAAGUCUGUCAAUUUAGCAUUUGUGAACACAAAUGGGGAUGUAAAUACAUUUAUUAUAUGUAUUGGAUUUAUUUCCAUAUUAGAUUUGAUAUUGUUGCAUGCUGCCUUGCCACUGUGAUUGGAUUCAAGAAAAAGAUAAAAUAGAAGCUCAGAGUCCCAAAUAAUUGUCUAAAAGAGAUUUUUUUGGGGGGGAGGGAAUAGUGGUUUCUUACAUUUAGACACACCAUUUUGUGCUUAAUUUGUGGAGAUGGUUAUAAUGCAGGGGUGUCAAACACAUGUCAUCAUGGCAGUGUCAUGUGAUGUAUCCCCCACUUCGCUAAACUGGUAAUGGCUGUGGCCACAGCAUGAUGCAUCUGGCCCAUGGGCCAUGAGUUUGACAACCCUGCUAUAGUGGGAUUACUUAGCUUUUCCACAGCUGAAGCAUUGCACAGCAGUGUUCUAAGAUGGCUAACCCAGAACAUUUGCUGUUUGUUAAUACAUCAUAGCUCAAGUAUAGAACCAGCAAAGAGCAACCAAAUAACAUUUCUCCAGAUACUGCCAGCAGUAAGGAGAAUUCAGCAGCUGAUCAGCUCUUCUCUCUGGUAAAAAAUUAUAGUAUAAAUAUUGUCUACUGAAGCCUUUCUUAGCUGGUGGCACUCUUGCUAAAUGGCAGCCACAGCAGGUGUAAUCAGUCCCAAAGUAUCAAUGCAUUGGAAGGAACUUUGGGGAAAAGCUUCCCCAUCAUUCUAACUCCCAAGGGCCUCCCUACCGGUAGCAACUCUCCUCUGGCUGCGGCUUGCCUGUUUGUUUGGCAAGAGUGCAUCCUUCUCAGCCAAACAGUGGAUGCAGCCACCUAAUAUUACUUCGUACAUUCUGGAAAUUUAUUUUUAUUUAUUUAUUAUAUCCCACUUGUAUUAUGCUUAAGGAAUCCCAUACAUGACCACACAUUUUGUUGCGAAUAAAGAUGAUGCUGGUACUUACUCUGUAACAUAUUUCUCAUUUAUUUAUUUUGAAUUAAGGGAAUUGUUAAAAUAGUAAAAGUCAUGAGUGACAGGAAUAAUGGUGGAUGCCAACCAGUGCUCACUUUUGGGACACACUGAUGCCCUUCAGCAUCAGAUAAUUUACCUGCAAUUUAAUCCAAAGACAACAAAUGCAUCCCUUAAUACAUCUGACUCAGAUAGAAUCCCCUAAUAGGCUUAGCAUUAAUGGGUUAUGGAGAGUGAAAGGGGAAUAAGUAUGUGUCUUAUUACACCACUCUGGCUUCUUAUAUACACCCGUGGACUAGCAUUCAUAAUACCUUCCCAGUGACCUCUGGCUGAAAUCUCAAUUUCUUUUCUUGAGAAACUUCGAUACAUUAAUCCCUUUGCAUGUCACUCUAUUCACAGGAUCCAGAAACAGCCUUUCCUUCUCAUCUUUCUCCCCCACCCCGAACUGCCUUUCUUGAUUAAUUCAGCUAAAAGGUGCCCUCAGACUAUUUGUUGUUUAAUUUUAGAUGUUUUGGCUUUAGAAUACUAUUAUUGUAAAAAUGGUCUUAUUUUUUUCC
This is a messenger RNA of Ahaetulla prasina, 2029 nucleotides long. RefSeq names its product S100 calcium binding protein Z (gene S100Z). The transcript is spliced from 3 exons. Gene Ontology annotation, cellular component: cytoplasm. The record is from RefSeq and is a predicted model, not a curated record. Bases 1 to 300 code for a protein of 99 amino acids. Lineage: Eukaryota; Metazoa; Chordata; Lepidosauria; Squamata; Colubridae. Gene Ontology annotation, molecular function: calcium ion binding.